UCUCCAGAGACAGAACUCAUCCUGAUUUGGAAGUCUUCAGCAAUGGAGCUGCCAUUGAGUCAACAUUCCUUCUCAGGCAAACUCCUGCUCCUGGUGGUAUCAAGCUUGCUGUUGUGGGAAAAAGCUGCAUCAAUUCCUGCAUGUCUUGCGGAAGAGGGCGGCUGCUGGAACCCCCUUGUGGAAACAUUUAACAGUGCCAUCCAUAAAGCUGAGACGCUCUAUGACCUUGCUAAUCAGAUACAUGUAGAGCUCUACCAAAACAAAUUCUCAUCUGAACAGUUUUCAUCUCUUAAUUCACAAGUGAUUAGGAAAGACAAGACUGCUCUCAGAGCUGGAAGUUACUGCCAUUCAACUCUCAUAAACACCCCAAAUAAGGAAAAUGAACAUAUAAAUAUUGAAAUCAAAGAGUAUGUAAAAACUUUGAUCAAUUUUGUGGGUGCCUGGAUCAGCCCUCUAUACCAUCUAGUGCUUGAAUUGAGUGCCAUGCAAGAUGUCCCAGAAUCUAUCCUCUCUAAAGCCAAGGAAAUUGAAGAGAACAACAGACAACUCCUGGAUGACCUUAAGUGGAUACUCAUCAAGGUCUCUCCUACAGAAGAGAUGAAGGAAGAAUUUCCCAGCUGGGAACACCUUUCUUUCUUAAAAUCAAGUGGCGAAAAAUCUAAGUUUUUGGCAAUGUUUAAUCUUUCAAACUGUCUAGGCUAUGAUGCAAAGUACACUCUAUUAAAUCUCAGGAUAUUAAAAUGUCUCACAACUGGGAAAGAUUGCUAAGUGCACAUUUACCAUGUAUGCUUUGGAGAUGCUCUAUGACAGUUCAUUCCUGUAUUGUAAAUUGUAUACUUUUCAAAUGCAUAUGUGGGUAUAGUGUGACUCCUUUAAAAAAAUUCCCUUUGGAAAUGCCCAAAUCUAAAAAGUCUUUCCUUCUUUUAUUCAUUGAAUAAAAUAUAUACCAAUAAAGUUUGGUUGAUCCAAUAGAAUAUUUCACAAAUAAUAGAUGUUAAUCUAAAAAAACAUUAAUGUUUACAUCAAUAAAGUCACAUUUAUUUCACAUAAAA
Messenger RNA from Rattus norvegicus (Norway rat), 1052 nucleotides. It is a transcript of the gene Prl8a7, whose product is annotated as prolactin family 8, subfamily A, member 7. Lineage: Eukaryota; Metazoa; Chordata; Mammalia; Rodentia; Muridae. Gene Ontology annotation, cellular component: extracellular region. The record is from RefSeq and is a predicted model, not a curated record. Gene Ontology annotation, molecular function: hormone activity.